Molecule: messenger RNA, 4658 nt
Organism: Trichobilharzia regenti
Lineage: Eukaryota; Metazoa; Platyhelminthes; Trematoda; Strigeidida; Schistosomatidae
Source: the annotation of a GenBank genome assembly
AUGUAUAAUAAUCAAUUGAACUUUACGGAUGAUUUUGUACUAACCGCCAUAAGUUUACAUGUAUCCCAUGUUGUGAAGAAUAGUAAAGGUGUCCGGCAUCAAAAUUCUACGUGUCCAAUGUCAGAAAAGCAUACUUAUCAUUCAAUAACGGCCUUAUUGUCAUCAUCGUCGGCACCACCGGCAACAAUAAAGUAUGCAAUUGAAGAUGGUAGAUCAAUAUUAGACAAUAAUAGUAAUAAUAAUGAUAAGGAUAGAAUUCUACAGUCACAUGUGAAUCACAAUAACAAUAAUAACAGUAAUGUUAUCCUUCAUAAUAAUAUUCGUGAUGAUUCCAGUAUUACGUCAUGCAUUAAUGCACGUUUAAAAUCAUCGAUGGGGAAUUCCAGUAAUAAUAAUGGUCGUAAUAAUGAUAAUAUUUCUUCAUUUCACAUAAACUACUCAAAUGGUAAUCAAUACAAUAAUAAUGAUAUCGUUAAUAAAUAUUCUAGACAAUGUCAUCAUGUUAACAAUGUGAACAGAGCACUUAUUCAUUCAUCUAACAAUUUUUUUAGCCAUAAUUCUAAUACUACUACUACUACUAAUAGUAGUAGUAAUGGUAACACUGGUAAAUAUGAUAUGCAUAAUAUAAAUCGUCAUCACACUGUAUAUUCAGAAAAACUUCACUCCAGUAAUUCUGUUUUCAUUCAUGAUAACAGUACUAGUAUGAAUAAUCAACUAUUAAGUAAAAAUACACCGCAAGCAAUUGCAUCCUCCUCCUCCUCAUCAUCAUCAUCUAAAGCACUGAGUCAUUCAUCCUAUACGAAUUAUUCUAACAAUGUGACAAAUUUUACAAAAAAUUUAUUUAUCAAUGAUGUAAACAAUCCAAUCCAAUCUAGAGGAGCAUCAGCCUCUGGGAUAGCUGUUACAGCUAUAUCUUUACCUGUGACUUCGUCAAUACUACCGCCAACAAAUUCGUCAACGAAUUUAUCAAGAGUGAAUCAUUCUCUUGGACAGAAUUAUUUAAAUUAUUUUAGACAUCAUUCAACUAGAGCCAGUCCAAUUACAGUUCAAUGGCUUUUAGAAAAUUAUGAAUCAGCUGAUGGUGUUAGCUUAUCAAGAAGUGCCUUAUAUUCACAUUAUUUAACUCAUUGUUUAGAGAAUUGGUUAGAACCAAUGAAUCCAGCAUCAUUUGGUAAAUUGAUCCGUUCAAUAUUUGUUGGAUUACGUACGAGACGACUUGGUACACGAGGCAAUUCGAAGUAUCAUUAUUAUGGAAUACGUAUCAAAGCUACAUCUUUAUUAGAUCAAACAACAGAAGUUAAACCAGUCAAUAUAAGUAAUAAACGAGAUCAGUUUUCCUAUACAAAUCGUACUACACUGAACAGUACCUCUUCUUCUAAUAAUAAUGGUAAUAAUACUAUACUAAGUAGAAAUGAAAAUUAUAGAACAAUUAACCAUCAGCAGUCUCAUCGUCUUCAGCAUCAGUCACAUCCUCUACUUUCAUGCCCUCUUCAAUCUCAGUCUCACCAACACUAUCCUCCUAACCACCACCAACACCACCACCCACACCACCACCAACAACAACCACAACAACAACAGAAUCAAACUAAUCAUCAGAUGAAUUCACUUGGAAUAGAAUCAAAUUCUUAUCGUUAUUCUAUAAAAUCUGAAAAAUGUUGCUUCAAAUCAUCGUUAUCAGCGCUGAUGACAACAAACAAUCAUCAUAGUCAAGGGAUGAUAAAUUCGUUGAGUAAUAAUAAUAAUAAUAACAAUAACACUUAUUAUAAUGACAAUUAUAAAAUAAUGAAUGAACUUCAUACUGGCAUAACAUGCAACAUGUCAUUAAUAUCAACAAAAGAAUAUAAUAAGAAUAAUUAUGAUAAUUCAUUAUUGAAUUUAUGGAGAACUAAUUCUAUGAAUUCUAUUCGGUGCAAACAGAAUUUCAUAAUUCCUUCAAAUACUACUAACAAUAACGAGAGUAACAGUAGCUCAACAGAUUAUAAUAAAAAUAAACUAAUCAGUUAUGAGUGUAUGCAACCAGUAAUUAUGAAGAAUUUAUUGAAUUCAAAUAUUCAAGCAGAUUUUGACGUCGAUUUAAACUUAGGUCUUAAAUGGGAUUUUUUAGUUAAUAUAAAUAACAAUAAUAAUAGUAAUAAUAAAGUAGUAUGGCAUGAGAAAAUGAAUCAAAAUGAAAGUGAGAACACAACAAAACUACAUUUUGGCGAUGAUCCAAAUCAUAAAUUCACCUUCUCAAACUUAAUGGAAUUAUGUGCACUGUCUGGACUUCAGAUUAAUGAAAAUGAUAUUUUCGGGUGUAUUAUAAAACCUGAAUUUAAUGAGCGAUAUCAAGAAAAUAGUCCACAGAAAUUAAACAGUCAGCAGAUAGCAUAUUUUGUUAAAUUAUAUGAAACACAUUGUGAGCAGGUUUGUGCUGCCUUUAUUCAUAUCCAAAUAGAAAAUUUACGGACAAUAUGGCAUCAGUUUUGGUGUUCAUCAGAGUCUACAAUUUGUGCAUCAGAAUGUUGUUUACCAAAAAGUUACUUAAUCGACUUAUGCGAAGAUUCACAUAUUUGUCAAUUUAUUGAACUAGCUGACAGAACAUUAUAUCAAUUAUUACUUGAUAUUAUUAUAAGAGACAGUUUAAAGGCGUUAUCGAAUGAAUUAAUUCAAGGAUUACAAACUAUGAUUAAAUUAAUGGAGCCUUAUCUACAAUCAGCUAUACGAUAUUUUAAUCCACAUUUAAUUAACAGAAAACUGUCAGCCGUUAACUGUUUAACUAAAGGUUUACAUCGAGCAUUAGGAAUUAAUUGUUUUAGUCAAACAAUUGAAAAUGUCAUCAAUGAUACCCAAAAAUGUGCACAAAUAUUAAAUGAUAUUAACAAAUUAGAUUUAAAAAGUAUUGAAGCUCAAGGAUCAUGGGCAAGUGAUUGUUCAUUGUAUGGAUUACUACAAAACUCAUUAGACUUAUAUUCAAAUGAUUUUAAUCCUAGUAAAUGUUCACUUCACAAGGGCAUAAAACAGGAACCAACAGACCAGUGCAUACCACAGAUACCAUAUAAACUGUUAGAUUCUAAUAUAAAUACUAAACAUGUAUUCUCUGAUAUAUACAAUUUCGAUGAAAAUUUUAUUAAUACUACUGAGACUACUGCUACUACAACUACUACUGAUAAUGGUGUUAACAUAAAUGUUUUACAUUCUGAAAUGUGUAAUUUAUUAAUGAAUAAGUCAACUUUAACAACAUGGACAAAAUGGCUAGAUAAAAUUGUUACAAGAAGUUUAGUGAAUUCUCAGUCUGGCCCAAAACGUGCUAAUACUGCAAGACAACUUAUGCUUGUAUGGACAUAUUACAGUUCCUUGUUGAUGCGUGAAUUAACUUUACGAUCAGCUAUCAGUUUUGGUAACUGCCAUUUAUUACGUAUGUUCUGUGAUGAAUAUUUAUCCUACCGUCUAGAACAAGUUGCUUCAAGUCCAUUGACAACUUUACCUAAAUCUAUAAAUGAAUCAUUACCAAUUAUAUCAUAUACACAUAAAAAUCAUAAUAAUAAUAAUGAUAUUACUCAUAUUGCUAACAUUUCCGCUACUAAUAUGCAAGGAAUAAAUAAUCAAAGUAAUAAAACAGGAAAUAUGCCUGAAAAUACCUUUAAUCCUACUAUAUUACCCGAUCCUUUUGAAUCUACGUGUAAUGAGGAUGAAAAUAAGGGGGACAGUCAGUGUCACACUACUAUUGUUAGUACUACUUCUAAUGAAGUCAGUAGUGAAGAUUGUAACAUUAACGAUGAUGAUAUAUUAAUGGAAAAUUCAAAUACCACCUUAUUGUUGUCAUCAGUUAACAAUAACAGUAAUAAUAAUAGUAGUAACUAUUUUGAAUAUAUGGAUGCACAGAUUUUAUCAAAUCAUGAUAAUGUGAUUGUUGAUGAUGAUGUUGAUGUUGAUGAUGGUGGCGAUCACGAUGACGAUGGAUUAUGCAGUAAUUUAUCACCACAUACUUUACUACAAGAGAAUGUCACUAACUCAGACAAUCUGUUAUUUUGUAAUAUGCAUGAAAAUGAAACCGAUGACAUAACGAUUGUUGACGAUACUAGUGGAAGUAAUAUUUUGGACGUUAGUGAUAAUAACUCCAAUAGUAAAUGUAUAAAAACUAAACAAGAUGCCUCUGUAUUGGACACAUCAAACAGCUGUUUCUCAUUUGGCUUAUGUAAUGACCCAGUGCUAACGGAAACAACUGGCCUAAACAGUAAUAAUAAUGAUAAUAAUAAUCAUGGCAGUAGUGAUCAUAACCUUUAUGGGAAGAAAAUGCUUGCAAAUAACGCCUUCCUCGAUGACGAUGAUGAUGCUGUCAAGAAUAACUGGUCUUGCCUACGCCAAGAUGAAUCUGUAGAUCAAUAUUCAGAUAAAAUUUCUCCAAAUUAUGAUAAAAUGAUGUUUACUUCCUCUUCUUCUUCUUCCUCUUUAACAAAGAUUAAUUUAAAUACUGAAAACAAUCGAACUCCUUUUAGUGAUAUUACAAACUAUUUAUUGUAUGAUUCAAGAACUAGAACUGAUACUACUACUAAUAAUAAUAGUAAUGUUUUAACUACUACUAGUAGUUGUGGUAGUAGUAGUAUAGUUUCAACACAAUCUUCAUGUUCACCAUCAUUUUCUUCAAAUCGUUCACAUCGUAAAUUAUCAAAACCAAAUAG